This is a messenger RNA of Cyprinus carpio (common carp), 3122 nucleotides long. Its product is annotated as nucleosome assembly protein 1-like 4. The record is from RefSeq and is a predicted model, not a curated record. Lineage: Eukaryota; Metazoa; Chordata; Actinopteri; Cypriniformes; Cyprinidae. Gene Ontology annotation, molecular function: chromatin binding; histone binding. Gene Ontology annotation, biological process: nucleosome assembly. Gene Ontology annotation, cellular component: chromatin; nucleus.
CUGCAGAUGGCGGUAAUGUACUUCGUUUGCAAACCGCCAAAUAAAAACCACAGAAGAAGAAGAAGAAGCAGCAGCUUUACUGCCGAGUUCAUCAGCUGGACAACACCCGCUGAUUCAGAAUUUUUGAGCUGUGUUAUCAAGAUGGAUGCUGACAAUGAAGCCAAAGGUAAGGUGAGCGACCAGGCGAUGCAGAACCCACAAGUGUUGGCAGCUCUUCAGGACAAAAUAGACAGUGUCUCACAUAGUGCUUCCAUCAUGGACAGCUUGCCAAAGUCUGUGAAAAGAAGAGUCAAUGCCUUAAAGAAUCUUCAGGUUAACAGCACGCACAUCGAAGCCAAGUUUUACAAGGAGGUGCAUGAGCUGGAGAGAAAGUAUAGCGCUCUCUAUCAGCCGUUAUUUGACAAAAGAAGAAACAUUGUCUCUGGAGAAGUGGAACCCACUGAUGAGGAGUGUGAAUGGCAGAGUGACCAUGAGGAUGAAGCAGCAUUAGCAGAAGACAUGAAGAAGAAAGCUGCUAUAGAGGAAAAGACAGAAGAUGCUAAUGAGGAGAAACCCAAAGGAGUUCCAGAGUUUUGGCUCACCAUAUUCCGGAGUGUGGACAUGUUGAGUGAUAUGCUGCAGGAGCAUGAUGAACCAAUACUUAAACAUCUUCAGGAUAUUAAAGUGAUAUUUUCUGGUCCUGAUCAGCCCAUGAGCUUCACAUUAGAGUUCCAUUUUGAACCCAAUGAAUACUUCACCAACACAGUCCUCACAAAAGUAUACAAGAUGAAGUCGGAGCCAGAUGCAGAGGAUCCGUUUUCAUUUGAGGGGCCAGAAAUCAUCGACUGUGAUGGGUGUCAAAUUGAUUGGCACAAAGGCAAAGAUGUGACAGUAAAAACGAUCAAGAAGAAACAGAAGCACAAAGGCAGAGGGACAGCGAGGGUCAUCACCAAACAAGUGCCCAAUGACUCCUUUUUCAACUUUUUCAACCCUAUUAAAGUUUCACCAGAUAAAGAGUUGGAUGAGGAUUCAGAGUACACUUUAGCCACAGAUUUUGAAAUCGGCCAUUUCUUCAGGGAAAGGAUCGUUCCGAGAGCAGUUUUGUAUUUCACAGGAGAAGCUCUGGAGGAUGAUGAAAGUUUUGAUGAGGAGGAACUGGAUGAGGGUGAAGAGGAGGACCAAGAUGAGGAGGAUGAGGAUGAUGAAGAGGAGGGAGAUUCCAAGUGACAGGCAUAAGUCAUUCUCACCUCAUACAUUUCUAGACUGGGAAUCCUCAGCCUGCAGAGUGCAAACAACAGUAGCUUGGAUCACUCACUCCUGCCACUGUCAAACCCCAUCAGCUCACCUAGAAUCAGCCCUGUAGUGUGGCCUACAUUCCCUGAUGAGCACACCAUCCAACAAAACAAAAUAUGAUGAUGCAGUACAUUGGUAAACUAGUUUUUUAUCCAACAAAAUUUGCUUACUUUAAAAUUCAGUUGCUAUAUUACAACACUAUAGAUAAAUUGGGCAAUUCCAGAUUACAGUUGGGCCUCAGAAUGUAGAUAUAUAUACAUAAAUAAAUGUAAAACUAUUUUUUAAUUCAUGAUUUAGACAUGUACAGACAUAAUGACUUCAGAUAUCUCAUUGCAUAGCCAAAAAAAAACGUUGACUUGCAGGUUUGAAACAAUCUUGCAAGCAUUGUGUUCGCAUUCAAACAGGUGAAAUUUUAGGCCUGAAUAAAAUAAAUGGGAUUGUAUUCUAACUUCCUGUGCACAUCUAACCUUUGUGAAGGUUGCUUGUAUUUAACAAAUAGUUUUUCUUCUCACUUUUGAAGUGUUCGGUGUCAUGGGCAUAACCAUUUUUUACACAGCAUAUCUAUUUAUGUAUUUUUUUUUUUUAACAAAACUGCAUGUUUAUGCACUUAUUUAUGGAACUGCUAGCCAGCUAGCCAGUCCAACUAAUGUAUCAGUGAUAUGUUGCAGGCAUCAAGUAAUUGUGUUUAAUCAUAUCUGGCCUCUUUGCAAUAUGGACAUCUAACAUUUUCAUUUUCACCCGACAUUCUCUUGAAGAUCAUAAUAAAAAAUAAUAAAUGAAUAAAUCUCUGCAAUCCACUACAUAUGUAUGCUCAAUCGAUGUAGUCUCAUUUAUAUAUAUAUAUAUAUAUAUAUUAGUAUUUAAAUAUACAUUAUAUCCAUAAUGCUGGAAUUGCUCAAUUUAGAUAGUAAGGAGUCAAAGACGAUAUGGCAAAAGUCCAACUGCAGAUGAUCACAUAACCUGAAAGUCACAUUUUAUGUGAUCACAUCCUCAAGAUACAACAUCACAUCCUCGACUGAAUUAAUUUAUUUUGUGACUUGAUCUCAUAGGUUACUCAGGGUUUUUUUAUGCCAAGAUGACAGUGUGUGAGUAUCCAGCAUUGUGAAACUGAUAUCUAACCUGCUUAAUGUUCUCUUUUCUUGUAAAAGAAGGAAGACUUUUGAAAUGUAGUUUUAGUUAUAAUGGAGUUAUUUAUAAUAUAUCUUUACCAUCUUUAUAUUAUUGUUUUGAACUCUGUUUUGGUCUUGUGCUUCUUGUUGGAUCCCUGAGAGAAUAAGUUUUGCUGAUUUAUGUACUGUACCCAGUUGAUUAUAGCCCCUUUUAGCAUUUUAAAAAUGUUUUUGCUGUACUGCCCAAGCACUUACCAAAAAAAAUAAAUAAAUUAAAGCCCAUCUUUCAAGUUGAAGAUCCCUGUGAAUGAACGUGUAGAUAAAUAGUGUAGGAACUCGAUUUGCGUGAAGAAAUGAAUCAUAAAUGUGCAUUAAAUAAGUUUUUUAAAAGAAAUUGUGAGUAAAAUUACUUCCGCUGUUAAAAACGCUCUGAUCGGAAGUGACGCAACGGCCGGUAAAUCUCAUCUCUUCGUAAUGGAGUCAGACAGUGAAGAGGUUGCAGUAGGGGUUGAUGUCAACUCUUACGAUGGGCCAUUGCCCUAUAAUUAUAAGCCGCCUAGGCGAGAGAGUGGUCAGGCAGAGUUAAGGGGAAGGGUAAAUGGACAGAGGAGAGAGAUAGAGUUGUGGUGUGAGGAGAAUUGGGCAGGUGUCUUGGUGAGUGACCACAGGCUAUAGCUAAUUGUGGCUAACGUUGUCUCCAUGUUUAUCACAUUGCAGUAUCUUUAAUAAAUCAUAUUUAGC